UAGCGCGGUUUAUUCAAAAUGUCAUUAGACUUAGAGAAAAUUAAGCAAUGUGAUUUCUACACUAAAUAAGGUUCAUGUUAAUUAGGAAUGCCUAUAAAAGUAGGUAUAAAUGGUUUCGGCCGAAUUGGUCGAGUGAUAUUUAGGGCUUGUAUACAAAACUCGACUGUACAGAUAACAGCAAUUAACGAUCCUGCUAUCGACAUUGAUUACAUCUGCUAUUUGAUUAAAUUUGACUCCACACAUGGAAAAUUCAACGGCAGUGUUACACAUAAAAACAAUGAGAUUAUAGUUUUUAAUGAUCACGUUAUUAAAGUUUUUCACGAGAAAUUACCUUCAAAUGUGCAGUGGCUAACAGCCGGAGUGCAAUAUGUUGUAGAAGCAUCUGGAAUGUUUACUAAUUUGGAAAAGGCAUCGGGUCAUUUAGCGAGUAAUGGCGUGAAGCGAGUGAUCGUAACAGCCCCCAGCGUGGACGUGCCAAUGUUAAUACUUGGGGUCAAUGAAAAUAAAAUUCUUUCUGAACACAAAGUAAUAUCAUGUGCUUCAAGUACCCUAUAUUGUCUAGCUCCUAUAAUUAAAGUCUUAGAUGACAAUUUCGGAGUAAGUGAAGGAUUCAUUACCAGUAUCCACGCCAUGACUCCAUCGCUGAAACCUUUAGAUGGAAUAUGUUUACGAGGCAAGCACUGGCGUGAUCAUAGGAGUAUUCUUCAGAACAUAAUACCAGCCGCGACUGGAGCUUGCAAAGCACUUGGCAAAAUUAUGCCUCAAGUAAAGGAUAAGCUUUCUGGCUUGGCAUUCAGAGUUCCAAUAGUGAACGUCUCUAUACUGGAUCUUACUAUACGAUUAUGUUCCGACACCAAAUUACAAGAUAUUGUUACAAAAGUGGACAAAGCGAGUUCUACAUCUAUGGAAAAUAUAAUAAAAUUAUCAAUCGACGAAGCUGUAUCUUCAGAUUUUAUUGGAGACAACCAUUCCUGUAUUUUAGAUGUUGGGUCGAGUCUACAGUUGAAACCAAAUUUUUAUAAACUUGUUUGUUGGUAUGAGAACGAAUAUUCGUAUGCUUGCAGAGUAAUAGAUUCUAUAAUUUUCUCUGACAAUCAACUGAGAAUACCAGAUCCAAGGUGUAAAAUGACGUAUGUUAGACAAAAAACUUCAAAGAAACAGAAUGCGACACAACAAACGGAUAAAUUAGGAAAAGAAAUAUCAAUAGAAUGUAAUAAAAAUUCAGAAGUUAAUCGGAAAGUAUUAACGAGUGUUUGUCAAAACGUAAGUUUCAGAACUAAGGCACAACCUAGACCACUUCUCUUGAAGAAGCCUUUACCUGGCAAAUCAGAAUCAAACUAUCGUGAUACCAAAAAAAGAACGGAAUUAUUUAAAAUAUGGAAUGAUGAUAAUGUGAUGCUUAAAUCCACGACACGUCAAAAUAGCUCUGUUUUUCAUACCUGCGCCGAUUUUGUUCCACAACCAUUGACUUUAAAACGAAACGACAAUUCAAAAGCACAUGAGCAUUUAAAAAAGGUUAAAAAAGAAUUUUCUAGAAUGGUAAACAUUACAGAAGAUUUAUUGAAAAAGUCAAAUAGUAACAAAAUUAAAAUUGAUAGUAAGGAUAAAAUUUUAGACGAGAAAUCUAUUAUAAAUAUUUCUAAAAUAGACAAUACUGAGACAGCUAGAUUAAAAAUAACGCCUACUGAUGCAUCUAACAAAUUAAUAAAAGUUAAAAUGGUUAAAAAUCCUGUGCUCGACAUUUCUGGUCAUUACGAAUCUGUUAUAACUACUAAUGAUAUCGGUUUAAUUAAUAAUGAUAAUAAGGAUAUCACUAUAGCUUCAUCAAAUGCUCUUGAUAUGACUAAGUUAAAGAGUACAAAAUAUAAAAAAAUUCAGUCUGCCGUAAUUGAAAAUAUUCAUGAAACAAGUCCAUUUGCUUAUGAUAAAGUUGAAACGAAUGAAUUAGAUAUGUAUUCAAAACCUGUGAAUUAUGAAUUCAAGGAAGAAGUGGCUAAUACUAUCAAUACUUUAAUAGAUGGAUUAUUACAAUCUAUGCAAAUCCAGUCUGUUAUUAUUGAAAAUAAUAGAGAUAAAACCCGAAAAUUGCCAAAUAGCAAAGAAUCACGUCAUGCUAUUGUAAAUUACAAAACAAGGAGUAGUAAUGACAGUGGAUUCUUUUCUCCCGAAAAAAACGAAGUGAGUGAGAUCGAAGUCGAUUUAAACGAAUUAUCUAAUUUUCUCAGUCCAUGUAGUGUUCAAGGAGAAGAAAUGGAAAUAAAUGAUUAUAUGAAUAAUCAAAUCUGUACAGUCAAUAGUAAUAUCUCUAUACAGGGUAAGACUGAUAUACACUCAGAUAAGUAUGAAUGCAUAGAAGAAAGUGACUCUCGGACGUAUAAUAUGAAAAAUAAAGAUCAAUCAAUGAGUGUUGCUAAAAUUCAUGACUCUAUAGAAAAUAAAAUAGUGAUAUAUUUGGAUGAUCAUCAGAAAAUAGAUAUAAGUAAAUCAGAGCCGUUGGACGUUGAAAAUGUGUCUCUGACAAUAAAGAGGUACAAAGACAAUAAAAGUUUAACCCUGCAAAAACAAAUUAUAGAUAGCUUAAACAGAAUAUCACCUGAACCUGUUAUUGUUGUUUCCAGUCAUAAGUCAAGAUGUGUUAACCUCGAAAAUACAAUGCCAGUUGCAAGCAAUGGUGUUAGCUGUAGAACUAAACAAGAUAUUUAUGAUAAACUGGAUAGCACCAGUGCAACUGAUUCUGAGAAUUCUUUUCAGAUAAAUGAAAGAAAAUCUCAAGUUAUUCAUAUAACUGACUUGACUAAUUCGUUAGAAGACUUAUCACGGUUAGACAAAAUAUGCAAGAUUAUAGAAAUAUCCGACGAGCUAUCAGAUAAAUUAUUUUCAGCAUUGGAUAAUGGCGGCACGUACUUAAAAAAACGUAAGUGGUCAUUUAAAGAUUUGUGUGAGAGAAUAAAAUUAGAUGAUUUCUGUAAUAAAAUAUUUGGUAAAUCUUAACUAUGAAUUGUGUGAAUACAAAAUUAAAUCAAGUAC
Molecule: messenger RNA, 3027 nt
Organism: Achroia grisella
Lineage: Eukaryota; Metazoa; Arthropoda; Insecta; Lepidoptera; Pyralidae
Exons: 7
Coding region: 88-2991 (967 amino acids)
Molecular function (GO): NAD binding; oxidoreductase activity, acting on the aldehyde or oxo group of donors, NAD or NADP as acceptor
Source: RefSeq, a predicted model, not a curated record